This is a messenger RNA of Aegilops tauschii subsp. strangulata, 1194 nucleotides long. Lineage: Eukaryota; Viridiplantae; Streptophyta; Magnoliopsida; Poales; Poaceae. The record is from RefSeq and is a predicted model, not a curated record.
UCGAGAUGAUCACGCAGCUCAUUCAUAGAACUUCUCCAUAUCGCGGCGCAGUGCAAUAUCAGACAUGGUGGCCUCUCGGAGCUUGCCAACUAUGUGACUUGUCGAGAUGGGCUGAAGAUAAUUAAUAUGGGGCGAUAUUCUCACAUUGUCGGGAGAGAAAGAGACAUGCAGCAGCUUAUGGAUUUUGUAACCACACUAUUCCCUGGGAGUUUGACUCAUCCCGAGUGGAGAACCCUUGUCGAUCUUCUCCUCUCAAAGACCAUGUGGGACCCACUUAGAGUUGAUUAUUAUUACGGUCCUAACUGGCUAGAAGUUGUCUUGCGGCACCCAAUUUUAUUGGGCACCGCCGAAGAAAAAUUGGAGUGCUUUGUAGCUAUCCACAUGGAUGUAACGCGUCUGGACAAUGCAGGGAAAGCUAGGUUCUCAAAUUGGAUUCACUAUCGCUACCCGGCAUUUAAAUGGUACUUCUUGCAUGACUUUGAUGAUGAACUAGAACGUGACCAUGAUAUCCGUUCGAGAGUUGUUCCCUGGAACCAACUCUACUACAAUCUCUUCACGUUCAUCCGCCCUGGAAGUAAUAAGCGACUCAAAGCAAACAGGGACUUUGCAGCUUUCAAGCAUGGAUCCCAGUUUAGAAAGAAUUUGUUCUUUGAGGAACCUAAUGAUGGGAGUUGGUCAGCUAACUAUGGUACAAGAUAUUGCUAUCUCAGUAUUAUUAGGUUGGUUAAGAACCUGAUAAACCAUGGAGGUGACUACGAUCAGGAAUUGCAUGAUAAGAACAAUAUGCUCAUAGAGAUCAGAACUCGAUUCCAACAUUUUAUGAGUGUUUGCUACACCGUCAUAAACAUGACGGAUGAUUGGAUUCAUGAUUGGACGACCGAUCCAUAUCCAUAGAUGAUGUGAGAUCAGGAAGAGGAAGUUGCUCGACCUCAACAACUGGAGGUUCUUUGAGUAUGGAUGUGAGAUCGACGGCAAUGUCUAGAGCCAUUGGGUUGGUCUCUUUGGUACUUAUGCAUCUUCGCUGAGUACCGCUCAUCAGCGCUGCGUCGCUUGUAUCGGCUCUAUGUGACCAUGUAUCGAACCUACACCUCUAGUUUCUGGCUUUAUUCUAGCGCUCAGUCGCAUGUGUUUUGGUCCCUCGGACCUUGUAUCUUUCAUUCGGAAUCUUGUGAUAACUUAAGGGCCUCAUUUUAA